Messenger RNA from Trichosurus vulpecula (common brushtail), 340 nucleotides. Its product is annotated as 60S ribosomal protein L23-like. The record is from RefSeq and is a predicted model, not a curated record. Gene Ontology annotation, molecular function: large ribosomal subunit rRNA binding; structural constituent of ribosome. Gene Ontology annotation, cellular component: cytosolic large ribosomal subunit; ribosome. NCBI's taxonomy places the organism in Eukaryota, Metazoa, Chordata, Mammalia, Diprotodontia, Phalangeridae. Bases 32 to 340 code for a protein of 102 amino acids. The transcript has a single exon. Gene Ontology annotation, biological process: translation.
CCUUUCUCUUUCCUGCUUUCCGGGGGCCAAGAUGUCUAAGCGAGGAUGUGGUGGGUCAUCCGGAGCAAAGUUCCGAAUUUCCUUGGGUCUCCCAGUGGGAACUGUCAUCAAUUGUGCUGAUAACACAGGUGCCAAGAACCUGUACAUCAUCUCUGUGAAGGGGAUUAAGGGAAGAUUUAACAGGCUUCCUGCAGCUGGUGUGGGUGAUAUGGUGAUGGCCACAGUCAAAAAGGGGAAACCAGAGCUCCGGAAAAAGGUUCAUCCAGAAGUGGUGAUACGGCAACGGAAGUCAUAUCGGAGAAAAGAUGGUGUGUUCCUAUAUUUUGACAGCACACAUUGA